This is a messenger RNA of Helianthus annuus (common sunflower), 2389 nucleotides long. RefSeq names its product protein MEI2-like 1. NCBI's taxonomy places the organism in Eukaryota, Viridiplantae, Streptophyta, Magnoliopsida, Asterales, Asteraceae. Gene Ontology annotation, molecular function: RNA binding. Bases 335 to 2281 code for a protein of 648 amino acids. The record is from RefSeq and is a predicted model, not a curated record. The transcript is spliced from 13 exons.
ACGCAAACACACACAUAUCGCGCCCAUUUCUUUUUCACUUUUUGUCAUUUUCUCAUUGAAAGCCAUACUCACCGGACUCCAUCUACUCUCCUCUCCGGCCAUAUUUCUUCUUUCUCUCUCUUCAUCUCCGGCGAACAUGUAAAUAACCGUUUUUCAGCUCCUACAUAUAUUCUCUCUGUUGCUUCAGAUUUCGCAAACACAACAGAGUCGGUAGCAGUGCUUAUUAUUGGUCAAGUGGUCCGCAUCAGAUAAUGUUUAAAUAGGGAUCAAAUUAUACUAAGUUGGGGCUUCUAGACCUUCAUCAUCCACUCUGUUAUGCUUUCCUACUGCCAUUAUGCCAGUUGCUGUUAAGGAUCUACAGGAACAUGUUGCAAAAUCAACUCUCAAAGCCAAUAAGCAAGACACAUGCUUUGAAGAAAAGGGGUCAAUAAUAUGUACCAAACAAUCACAGACUAUUGAAAGUCUUCUUCCUGAUGAGGAAGAUCUCUUCUCUGGCGUACUUGAUGAAUUGGGUUGUACUGCUGACGAUGAAGAGUUUGAUCUGUUCAGCAGUAAUGGAGGCAUGGAAUUAGAAGUCAAUUCCAAGUUAUAUAUUAGUCAACAGAAUCUUUUGACCGCUGAAGGACUUAAUAGUGAUCAAAGCAGUUCAGACUAUUUAGUUUACAGUGAACACCCUUCCAGAACACUUCUUGUGAAAAAUGUGGAUAACAGAGUUGAGAAUUCAGAACUCAGGGCUCUUUUUGAGCAACAUGGACACAUACAAACUUUCUACACAGUUUGUAGAUGUCAAGGUUUUGUGAUAAUUUCCUAUUAUGACAUAAGAGCUGCUACUAUUGCGUUUAGCAAACUUCAAAACGUGCCAUUGGAAAAUGAGAAGCUUAACAUACGUUAUUUGAAUCCAAAGGAGAAUACCUCCAGCCUUGAGGUAUCCAUCUGUGAUCCCUCUAUAUCAAAUGACAAACUUCACCAAAUAUUUGGCAAUUUUGGAGAAAUUGAAGAAAUAUGUGGAACCAUACAUCAAAGACAUAUUAAAUUUUAUGAUAUUCGAGCUACAGAGGCAGCUAUCAAUGGAUUAAGUAGUAGUAAUAUGUUGCAAGGGAUCAAACUUCAAGUAAACCAUCCAGAAUGUGCAAAAAGCUUGAUGCAACAAUUUACUCAUGGGCUAAUGCAAGAUCAACUUAGGUCAUGUCAAAAUCCUAAUAGCAACUCGUUACCACAUGUGGUAAAUAGCUGCAUGAAGGAUGAGUAUAUCUAUGGUGGCUGUUUUACAAAUAGCUUUCCAUCUAUGGUUGGGAUGUCAUCUACUUAUAAUCAAUUUGGCCACAUGACUCAUUAUUCUACCGACCAAGCUUUCCAUCCCCAAUCAUUACCCAUCAACUGCAGAGGUCAUGUCACCUAUGACUCUUUAAACUCGGAAGCUGUCGGUUUUACACCAGAAACAAACAACAAGCAUCUUCAUAUGUUCGGUUCAUAUGGUCCGCCAUUUGAACACAUGUCUGGUUCAGCACUCAGGGGACAUCAUCAUGUGCUGAACGGUUCUAGCUCCUUCCAGAAUCGUCAACUAAAUCCUGUAAUCUGGUCAUACUCACCCCCGUUGAGUACUAACGGUGUUUCUGCUCAUACCGCUUCAAAUCCCAAGAAGUGCUCUUUUAGCAGGCCAAAGGGACGGGUGAGACGAACAUCCCAUGGAAGACAUGAAUCCGUUUCCUGCCAAACAGAUGAGAAACAGUUUGAACUUGAUAUUGAGCGUGUUUUGCGCGGGGAAGACUCACGCACGACAUUGAUGAUUAAAAAUAUUCCGAAUAAGUACAGUUCAGCGAUGCUAUUGGCUGUAAUCAAUGAACAUAAUCAAGGAACUUAUGAUUUUAUAUAUCUGCCUAUUGACUUCAAGAAUAAGUGCAAUAUGGGGUAUGCAUUUAUAAACAUGACUGAUCCACUUCAGAUAGUGCCAUUUUACAAGUCAUUUAAUGGCAAAAAAUGGGAAAAGUUCCAUAGUGGAAAAGUGGCAUCUCUUGCAUAUGCUAGAAUCCAGGGAAAAGCUGCCUUAAUCUCACACUUCCAAGAAUCAAGCUUGUUGAAUGAAGAUAAGUCUUGUCAUCCUAUUCUCUUUACCACAGAUGGCCCGAAUGCCGGAAGUCAGGAGCCUUUUCCCUUGGGUCCAAACAUUCAAUCAAGACGACACAAGAACCGGUCCAACACCCACAAAGUGAAUGCAAACCAAGAGAUGUUGUCAUCUUCCUUAACAAGGGAGUCUUAUUAUUACAUAAAGAACGUUGUCUGAAAUUUAAAUUUCAAAUGUGAACGAUAAGUCUUAAAUUAACCACCAAAUCACUACCCUUUGCAUACUUGAUAUUUAUAACUUCGAGUUUAUAAGAAGGCAUUUUGACUA